Messenger RNA from Vanessa atalanta (red admiral), 1464 nucleotides. RefSeq names its product homocysteine S-methyltransferase 1-like. Gene Ontology annotation, molecular function: zinc ion binding; S-adenosylmethionine-homocysteine S-methyltransferase activity. Bases 169 to 1197 code for a protein of 342 amino acids. The transcript has 7 exons. NCBI's taxonomy places the organism in Eukaryota, Metazoa, Arthropoda, Insecta, Lepidoptera, Nymphalidae. Gene Ontology annotation, biological process: S-methylmethionine cycle. The record is from RefSeq and is a predicted model, not a curated record.
UUCAGUGUUGAUUUGGUGUUGUUGUAGGUAUAACGUGCGAUACGCGUGUUUUAGUGAUUGUUUGCGCUUCUUAACGAUGAGAUCUUAGCGGGCAAAGUUAUAAUAUUUGUCCGGUCCUAAUAAUAAAAUUAUAUAAUAGAUACCUAUUGUAGGUAGCAUAUUUGGAUCAUGUCGCCGAUAAAUGAAGACGGCUUAGAGCCUCCACAUAUAGAUGUUUUGGACGGCGGAUUCUCCACGCAACUUUCUUGUCACGUAGGUCACGUCAUUGACGGUGACCCUCUUUGGAGCGCCCGCUUCUUGCAUACACACCCCAACGAGGUCGUGAAUACUCAUCUUGACUUCCUUAGAGCUGGUGCAGAUUUAAUUAUUACGAAUACGUAUCAAGCGUCGGUUGAUGGCUUUGUUGAACACUUGGACGUGACGCCUGAGCAAGGAUAUGAGCUCAUCGUCCGCGCCGUAGACCUUGCCAAACAAGCGAGAACCCUAUAUCUAGAAGAAUAUCAGGAUUAUAUUCAAAACGAACACAUUCCACUAGUUGUGGGAUCAGUGGGACCAUACGGGGCUCAUCUGCACGACGGAUCAGAAUACGACGGCAGUUAUGCAGAUACAACAUCCGUUCAGACAAUGCGGGAAUGGCACAGACCCCGAAUUCAGGCCCUGGUGGAAGCAGGAGUUGAUUUAUUGGCGCUAGAGACGAUACCGUGUCAGGAAGAAGCGGAAAUGUUAUGUGACUUGUUACGGGAAUUCUCUCCUAUCAAAGCUUGGUUGGCUUUUAGCUGCAAGGAUAACCAAAGCAUCGCACACGGAGAGAGCUUCCAAAAAGUAGCAAAAAAAUGCUGGGAAGCAAAUCCGGAUCAGCUAGUUGCUGUGGGAGUGAACUGCUGCGCGCCAUCGUUUGUGUCGAGUCUCCUAAAAGGGAUCAACGACGAUCGACCACAUGCCCCUAUUCCGCUAAUCGUUUAUCCGAAUUCAGGCGAAAAAUACAACCCUCAAAUUGGAUGGAUCGACCGUGAUAAAUGUGAACCCGUAGAAGUGUUCAUCCAGGAAUGGUUAGAUCUCGGAGUGCGGUACGUCGGGGGAUGUUGUCGCACGUACGCCGCAGAUGUGUCGCGCAUUCGCAACCAGGUGCACUGCUGGCGUGACCGCUGGCGCUUCCAGCAUAAAUAUGAUGCAAACACGUCGCCGAAUGCCAAUUGAACUUUACAUUUUGAUAAAUUCUGGACGAAAGCGAUCAGAUGUUUUAGUACGGACGCUAAUAAUAAUUAUAUUCAAUCGCUAUUUCGUGUAUAUCUUGACUUAUAUAAUGUACAAAUUUUUUGUUUAUUUCGUUCGUAGAUAUUUAAAAUAUAUUUGUACGAAUGAAAUAUGUGAAAACUUAACUUUAUUCAUGUUGUAAAGUUUUUUUUGUCGAGUAAAUACUACAAACAAUACUAAUAAGACUAUUUAAGAAUGUUAAUUUGUCGA